AUGCGAAAAGUACGAAAAUAUGAAAAAAAGACAAAGGUUUUAAUGUCUUCCCAAAAGAAAGAACUAUAUCUUACCGGCGGCGGUCUAAGCACUAAUAUAGAACCCAGUUCCACAACAAAUCGUUUGGCUGCACUAAUGGAUUAUUUUCCGAAAGAGAAUGAGGAUAAUAAUAAUAACGAGGUGCUGGCAUGUGCUGAAAAAGUUGUAAAUGUGACAACAGAAGAACAAACUAUUAAAAAUUGGUCAUCAUGGAAUCCAUCAGAUUUGCAGUCCAAAAAAUCCCCAAAACUUUGGGUACCAAUAAAACGUAAAAUUGACAACGAUAAGGAAAACAACUGUAAGGUCACAAAAGCACAAUUAAUUUUUUUCGAAAAUGAAGAAAAGCGUGCUGUGGAACGUCAUAUGUGGGAAAAAGGUUUAAAUGAAAAACGGAAACUGUGGGAAGAGGAAUUAAAAGAUAAACAAAUCGAAUUAAUUAACCUUAAAAUAGAAAGAGAAAGGACCAAACAAUAAAAUUAAGUAAUUGGUUUUAUGUAAUUUACUAUUUGUUAUAAUUUAUUAAAAUGAGAGCAAAUAAUAAAUACAAUCUAUUUGUGUAUUUAAAGACAAACAUUUUAUUUUGAUUUCUGCAUAAGGUUUACAUCAUUGCAAAAUAGUUAUUAAUUAGAUGACUUCUAACAUGGGAUUUUGCUAUAUUUGUUGAAAAUUUAUCUGUAUUUGUAGAACUUUGAUCAUCU
Lucilia sericata (common green bottle fly) is the source of this 737-nucleotide messenger RNA. RefSeq lists its product as uncharacterized. The transcript is spliced from 3 exons. NCBI's taxonomy places the organism in Eukaryota, Metazoa, Arthropoda, Insecta, Diptera, Calliphoridae. The coding region runs from base 1 to 513 and encodes 170 amino acids. The record is from RefSeq and is a predicted model, not a curated record.